CGAUUGCGGCAGUGCUGGAGGGAGUCGAUUGCCGAUAACGGGCGUCACCUGAUAGCCUCACACCAGCACCGCAUCAGACGCUACACAAGAAGGCCUGGGAAGUACGCCCGCUAGCUCCGACCGCCUGCAGACCGAGAUGGGAUAUCGAGAGCUGACGCCCGAACUCCAGGCUAAAGCGGAGAAGGAGCUAAACGAGGAUCCCAAGAGGAGGGACCAGGACAUCCAGCACAUCAAGGAAUGGCUCAAGAAGCAGCCCCACCUCAAGGCGCGUGAUGACGACCAGUGGAUUCUGACGUUCCUGCGCGGCUGUAAGUUCUCGCUAGAGAAGACCAAGCAGAAGCUGGACAUGUACUAUACCCUGCGUUCUGCUCUGCCAGAGAUCUUCACCAACAGGGACCCCUUCUCGCCGACCGCCCAGAAGAUACUCACCUCCGGGAGCGUGGUGGUGCUGCCCCAGCUGGACGACGAGGGCCGGCGCGUGACCAUCCUGCGCACGGUGCUGCCGCCCAACGCGGUGCCGCUGCACGAGAGCAUCAAGCUGAACAUGAUGGGCGCGGACGCCACGCUCAGGGAGGACGACGCGGCCGUCGUCUGCGGGGAGGCCACCAUCCAGGACAUGCAGGGCAUGACCAUGGCGCACAUGUCCGCCUGGACGCCCUGGCAGCUCAAGCGCUUCAUGACCUGCUACCAGGAAGGAUACCCACUUCGACCCAAAGGGAUCCACAUGAUCAACUGCCCACCGGGCGUUGAGAAAGUGAUGUCGGUGCUUGAUUCCAUACUGAAGGAGAAGAUCAGGAAAAGGGUCAUGAUUCAUCCCGAUCUGGAAUCGUUGCACAAGCACUUCCCAAAGAAAAUACUACCGGCAGAAUAUGGAGGGGAGGCAGGACCUAUCGAUAAGAUACAAAAUAUGUGGAAGGAGCGCAUUGAGAGGAACGCGGAAUUCUACAAAGAGGAUGAACAGUACGGCGUGGACGAGUCCAAGAGGCCGGGCAAACCCAAGACGCAGACAGACCUGUUUGGCGUAGAGGGCUCGUUCCGACAGCUGAACGUGGAUUGAAGAGGCGUCUUCGUUAGAAGAGACGCUUCCGAGAGCUCACAUAAUGAUGGGGAAAGCACGAGGGAGUAGUUCACAACAGCAGAAACGCCCCUUAUGAGCCUCAUUACUGCUGUACUUGAAAAUGGCGGUUCGCGGCAGUGCAGUUUUAAAGACUCUUACAUCGCCACUGUACUUUCGAAGUAAAGUCAACACUGUCGACAUGGAAAA
Messenger RNA from Schistocerca nitens (vagrant locust), 1264 nucleotides. Its product is annotated as alpha-tocopherol transfer protein-like. The record is from RefSeq and is a predicted model, not a curated record. The transcript has 7 exons. Gene Ontology annotation, molecular function: phosphatidylinositol bisphosphate binding. Gene Ontology annotation, cellular component: membrane. Bases 137 to 1057 code for a protein of 306 amino acids. NCBI's taxonomy places the organism in Eukaryota, Metazoa, Arthropoda, Insecta, Orthoptera, Acrididae.